CUAGUCAGCCAUCUCGGAAACCAAAAAUAGCUGAAACAUUAAAGCCCUCUUGACGCUUUCUGGUAUAUUAGCCACGGUGUUUGGACACAUUUAUGUCAUCUAGUUCGUUGUCACAAUUAAUGUAAUAUUUACGUUGUUGUUUUUGGUCAGCUAGCUGGCUGGUUAAGUUAGCACUAGCAUAGCUAGCUAACAUCUCCGACCAUGAGGUCACUAAACUACUCUUCUGUUAAAGAAGUGAAAGAGGAGGAGGAAGAGGAGGCUGUUACAGUGAAACAAGAAGAGGAAGACGUUUCAGUGAAAGAAGAGGAAGACGCGUUCAGAGUGAAAGAGGAGGAGGAUGUUAGUGUAAAAGAAGAGGAAGAAGAGAAAGAGGAGGAUGAUGUUAGUGUAAAAGAAGAGGAAGAAGAGAUGGACAUUUCAGUGAAAGAAGAGGAAGAAGCGUUCCGAGUGAAAAUGGAGGAGGAUGUUAAGGUGGAGGAGGAAGAGAAAGAGGAGGAUACCGUUUUUGUAAUGAAGGAGGAAGGAGAGAUAACUGUCAUAUUGGAGGAGGAAGAGGAGAUUGGAGAACUGAUUAACACCAGAGAGACGCGUGACAACCGUGGAUCCUCUGGGGAGCCUCAACAACAACAUCAUGAUGCUGACGAGGCAGAGGAGAGUCUCUCCGCAUCAGCACACCUCAAGAAACACCAGCAGAGACCCAAAACGAAAACUCACUGCUGCUCUGACUGUGGGAAAGGUUACAAAUAUUCAUCAGCUCUUAAAAAACACCAGAGGUUCCACACCGGAGAGAAAGUAUACCACUGCUCAGACUGUGGGAGGAGGUUUACUUCCUCAGUCGGAAUGCAAUUACACCAGAGAACCCACACUGGAGAGAAACCGUACCACUGCUCAGAUUGCGGGAUGGGUUUUACUACCUCAUGUAGACUGAUAUCACAUCAGAGAAUCCACACUGGAGAGAAACCAUACAUCUGCUCUGACUGUGGGAUGAGUUUUACAACCUCAGGUGGAAUGAUAUCACACCAGAGAGUACACACUGAGAAGACUUUUGCUGCCCGGACAGCCCUGGCUACUCACAAACGAAUCCACACUAGGGAGAAACCAUUUCACUGCUCCGACUGUGGAAUGAGCUAUAUUACCUUCAGCGGCCUGAAAACACACCAGUCUAAACAUACCGGAGAGAAACCGUAUAGCUGUGAUGUAUGUGGGGAUAGUUUUUCUCUCUCCACAACCCUAUCUAUUCAUAAACGAAUACACACAGGUGAGAAACCUUACCACUGCCUUGACUGUGGAAUUAGCUUUUCUGCCUCAAGUGGCCUGAGAAGACACCAGAGAAAACAUACAGGAGAGAAGCCUUAUAGCUGUGAUCAGUGUGGGAAGGGUUUUCUUCGAUCAGACUCCCUGGCAAAACACAAGGCAAGAGCCACAGAGUGUAGAAUGAUCUCCAACACCAGACCUGGGUAGUAGAACAGAGUGUAGAAUGAUCUCCAAUACUAGACCUGGGUAGUAGAACAGAGUGUGGAAUGAUCUUUGUGAUAACUUUUGAUGUGGUAGUGUGUGUGUGUGUGUGUUCAACCUGUAUUUAAAAAUCCUACCACUUUUGAUUGAUCUAAUGUCAAAUGAUCACAAUUUUAAUUUUGUAAAUGGUGGAACAUUUUAUAGAAAAUGUUAUAGAUGGAGCAUCAGGACAAUACAUGUGAUGUUUUGGUGUAGUUGGAGACCCUAGAAGUUUUCACAUUCCAGAUAUUGCUGCAUAUAAACAGAAAAAUGUAUUAUUUAAUAUCAUGUAGCCUCGACUCCAGGUUUCAUUGACGUUGCUCUCCAAAAGCCUGAGCAAGUUCAUUUUGGAAAAGUAGGUAUGAAAGCAUCCUGAUUACCUUUGGCUGAUGGCUGAUUGGCUGCUGGCUGAUUGGCUGAGAGUAUACUCCAUUUUUCCAAAUCAACCAUCAUUUCCAUCCCUCUUCAGAAACAGAGUAAGCUAAGAAAACUCAUUUCAGUCUUCUAUAAACCCUGGGACCCUGACCCUGGGACCCUCGGACCCUAACCCUGGAACCCUGACCCUGACCCCUUUCGCCGGGACCCUAACCCUGGGACUCGACCCUGGGACCCUAACCCCUUUCCCUGGGACUCUGACCCUGGGACCCUAACCCUGGAACUCUGACCCUGGGACCCUAACCCUGGAACUCUGACCCUGGGACUCUAACCCUGGGACCCUGAACCCUUUCGCCGGGACCCUAACCCUGGGACUCGACCCUGGGACCCUAACCCCUUUCCCUGACCCUGGGACUCUGACCCUGGGACCCUAACCCCUUUCCCUGGGACUCUGACCCUGGAACCCUGAUCCUGGGACCCUAACCCUGGAAACCCUGACCCUGGGACCCUAACCUUGGGACCCUAACCCCUUUCCCUGGGUAAACUUGGAACAUUGUUAUACGCGUAAGUAAAUAAAGGAGUGGAUGAGAGACUGGGUUUGUAUGUCAGAGGUUAAUGGUUCUCUGUAGAAAGACAGAUGCUAGCCUAGCUGAGUAAUGGCUGUGGAAUGUGUUGGAUGGACCGGAGGAGAUCACAGGAUUGCUAUAGGGUAAGCGGAUGGACAUCUGUGGAUUAGGCGAAAGAGGGGUCGAAGUCAGGAGGUCAGGUCAGAUCCCCUGAAGGGGAUAAGAUGUAAGGAUUGGAGAGGAGUGUCCCAAGUGGUGUGUAUAUACUGGUGAUGGUGGAAACAUGUUGUUGUCUGAAUUACAGCUGUAACGACCCUUUGGGAAGAAUUAAACUUGCUUAAGCUUC
Messenger RNA from Oncorhynchus masou masou (cherry salmon), 2781 nucleotides. Its product is annotated as zinc finger protein OZF-like. The record is from RefSeq and is a predicted model, not a curated record. Bases 202 to 1461 code for a protein of 419 amino acids. The transcript has 2 exons. NCBI's taxonomy places the organism in Eukaryota, Metazoa, Chordata, Actinopteri, Salmoniformes, Salmonidae. Gene Ontology annotation, molecular function: DNA-binding transcription factor activity, RNA polymerase II-specific; RNA polymerase II cis-regulatory region sequence-specific DNA binding. Gene Ontology annotation, biological process: regulation of transcription by RNA polymerase II.